Molecule: messenger RNA, 525 nt
Organism: Gopherus evgoodei (Goodes thornscrub tortoise)
Lineage: Eukaryota; Metazoa; Chordata; Testudines; Testudinidae
Product: guanylyl cyclase inhibitory protein-like
Source: RefSeq, a predicted model, not a curated record
AUGGACAAUGAAAUUUUGAUAGUGAGGAUAAUCUUGCUUUUACAUAUGUACUUGUAUGAUAUUAAUUUUAAAACCAAAUGGCAAACCCUGAGACAGAUUGAUCAUUUACUUCUUUACUCCCCCUCCUCCAAAUUUGUCAAUGAACACCCUAGUGGAUGGAUAACACUCCACGAGUUCAGAAAUAACCCACAUUUUUGUGGGUAUACAGUUGGAAUAUCCUCAGAAUAUACUGAUUUGUAUUUUGGACAAAUUGCUGAUAUAGGGAUGAAAGAUGAUUUUGUACUUGAGGUGGGUAGCCUGCGUUAUCUUCCUGUGAGAAGGAUUGGAAUCCCAGAAGAGAAGCAAAAAUGCUCCUUCAAGCUGCGAGACAAAAAUGGGGCUAUCACUCUGCUGGAAAUGGAAAUUAUGAAGGGCUCUCUGAUCAGCCUCUAGGAAUUUAUUGAGGGCCCUCUAGAAGACAACUGGAUCAGAGAAAGGCUGGAAUGUGAUCCAAAUACAGCUGAGAUCCAAAGACCUCAGAACUGA